CCAUCCCAGAUUUAGAACCCCACAAACCCUUGUAAGAAAACUUCCCACACUCACAACUCCUGACUUGGAGAGAGAGAGAGAGAGAGAGAGAGAGAGAGGAAAAAACAUAGGAAAAGAUGAGCAUUACAGACAGUGGUAUCAAACUGCCACUGUUGUUGUUUUUGCUUACCCUUUUUUGUUUUGAUGAGGGCGUAAUUGUUGUCCCGGGAAGAGGUGAAAAAGUCACGGCAGCAGGUUCGGGCGGAGGAGGAGUACUAGGAAUGGGAGGAAUCAGGAAGCUAUUACAUUUACAAGGCGAGGGAAACAGCAGCAGCUCUUCUGCUGUAUUCAAUGUCAAGAGGUUCGGUGCCCGAGCCAACGGCCACACCGACGACACAAAAGCCUUCAUGGCAGCAUGGAAGGAGGCAUGUGGGUUCACAGGCGUGGUAAUUCUACUGAUACCGAAAGGGAAGUACCUGAUUGGCCCCAUUAAAUUCACAGGCCCCUGUAACAAUGUGUCUUCUCUAAUCGUUCUAAUGAAGGGUUAUUUAAAAGCUACAACAAACUUGUCAAGGUACAGGUACAACACCGGUUGGGUUGAAUUUGCAUGGUUAGAGGGAUUGACCUUGACCGGAGAUGGAACGUUUGACGGCCAAGGUGCCAAAGCAUGGCCUUAUAACAAGUGCACCAUUGAUUCCAGUUGCAAACUUCUUCCCACUAAUUUGAAGUUUGUGGCAAUGAACAAAACAGUUGUCCGAGGCAUAAGGUCACUGAAUAGCAAGUUCUUUCACAUAGCUCUUGUGGAAUGCAACAACUUCAAAGGGAGUCUAUUAAAAAUUUCUGCCCCAGCAAACAGUCCUAAUACUGACGGAAUCCAUAUCGAGAGAAGCUCUGGUGUCUAUUUUUCUCGGUCACUCAUUGGCACCGGUGAUGAUUGCAUUUCCAUUGGACAAGGGAAUUCCCAGGUCACUGUCACAAGUAUCAGUUGUGGACCUGGCCAUGGCAUCAGUGUGGGAAGUUUGGGAAAAUACCCAAAUGAAGGCGAUGUAAAAGGUCUCGUGGUGAGAGACUGCAACAUGACUGAGACCAUGAACGGCAUUAGGAUCAAGACAUGGCCCGACUCUCCCGGACUGAGCUCAGCCACUAACAUGACCUUCGAGAACAUUGUCAUGAACAAUGUCACCAAUCCAAUCAUUAUUGACCAGGCAUAUUGUCCAUUCGCUACUUGUGCUUCCCUAGCACCAUCGCUGGUGAAGCUAAGUGACAUAUACUUCAGGAAAAUAAGGGGGACGUCGUCUUCUGCAGUGGCAGUAACACUCCAGUGCAGCAAAGGCAUCCCGUGCCAGAACAUUUACCUCGAAGACGUUCAUCUGGACCUCUUAUCGUCGCAAGAGAAGAAACAAGUCGCAACAUCCUCGUGCAGAAACGUCAGAGUCAAGUACAUUGGCACCCAAAUUCCACCACCAUGUGAUUAAUUCUGUUACUGUCUCAUAUGUUAGUGUCAUCAGCUGGAGUUGGUUGUAGAGACUAAAAGAAAUGGACCAAUAUCGUAAUUGGCUAAAGGAAUUGUUGGAUUUUGUUAGUUAUUGCUAGUUUGUGUGCACCAUGCUGGUUAGUAAGAAACGACCCGGCUUCUCUGCAGUCCUACUCACUGCAAUCCAACCACCUCAGAUUGCAAAGAAGGAGUAACUAAAGAGAGGAAGAAAGAUU
Rhododendron vialii is the source of this 1689-nucleotide messenger RNA. Its product is annotated as exopolygalacturonase. The coding region runs from base 117 to 1454 and encodes 445 amino acids. Gene Ontology annotation, biological process: carbohydrate metabolic process. The record is from RefSeq and is a predicted model, not a curated record. Gene Ontology annotation, molecular function: polygalacturonase activity. The transcript is spliced from 6 exons. Lineage: Eukaryota; Viridiplantae; Streptophyta; Magnoliopsida; Ericales; Ericaceae.